This is a messenger RNA of Prunus armeniaca (apricot), 354 nucleotides long. Lineage: Eukaryota; Viridiplantae; Streptophyta; Magnoliopsida; Rosales; Rosaceae. The record is from the annotation of a GenBank genome assembly.
AUGGAUGAACAAGGAGGGGCACCGCAAUCACCUUUACCCCUCCCCGAAUUUGAUGAUGAUACGAUUGGACAUUGGGCUAGUCAUUUACCUGAGGUGGCUGGAGUGGUGGAAGUCAUAGAGCGUGCGGAAGACCUUCCACGAAUUCCGUGGCCAGACGACGUUGAAUUGGAGGAACAUCAACUUCAGGGAGUAGCAGACAAUGACAGUAACGCAGUUGGCAUGGAAGAGGAUCAACUAGCAGCCAAUGACGUCCGUAACGCAGUUUGUGAGGAGGAUGAUCAACUUCAGGCAGGAUUAAGAUAUGUGGAAAAAAAACAAAACAAAAUAAUUACACAGCAAACAAGUUUUGAGUGA